Cynoglossus semilaevis (tongue sole) is the source of this 6063-nucleotide messenger RNA. RefSeq names its product genetic suppressor element 1-like. Lineage: Eukaryota; Metazoa; Chordata; Actinopteri; Pleuronectiformes; Cynoglossidae. The transcript has 16 exons. The coding region runs from base 136 to 3573 and encodes 1145 amino acids. The record is from RefSeq and is a predicted model, not a curated record.
CACAUCUCAGCACGAGUGUGUGUGUGUGUUUUACUGCUGCUAGUGAGAGGAGUAGCAUCACACGGAGCGUCUGGUUCUUGUUUCUCUACAAGGAUGCGGUAAAACUGCAGACUGUCUUUUUAUCGGUAAAGCGGUAUGAACCAUGAAUCCAAUGAAUCACCAUCAUUAGGAAUGAUCUCCACAGCAACUUGCACCACAGCCACCGUCAGCCCCCUCAGUCCACUAACCGAUGGGAGUGCACUUGCCCAAUCUGCAAACUCUGGAUUUGCUGCUGCCCUGCGUAAACUGGCCAAACAGGCUGAGGAGCCCAGAGGUUCUGCAGUCAGUGGGGAGUCAUCUCCAGUCCUUCCACCAGUCACCAGCCACAGCUCACCAGUAACCAGCUCACCAGUAACCGCACACAAGCACAGCUCUGUAGGACCUCUCCGGGGACAUAACAGGGGUAACUGUGUUCCCAGCACUCCCCCAGUAGUCACCAUUGCCCCCACUAAGGCCACCAGGACCGACAGACGACAGGUUGAACCCAGUGUGCAGGCACUCCACCGGAAGCGAGUCGGUGUGGAGUACUCCCAUCCACAACAGGAAACAAGGAAUCUAGUUACUUAUUCACCUCAACCGCUGACUCAAACAUUUCACCUCGCCUCUAGUUCCAUCAUGCAAGACCCGAGAACACAGAGCCUCAGCAGUUUGCCAGGGCAGAUGCACCCCAUGGUUUCCUCGGGGGCUGUCCCAGAGGAAUACCUGAGAACGCUGCGGCCGUUCGCCACAUCAGAUGACCUUCGAUUGACCUCUUUACCACUGAGUCUUGACCCUGCUGCUGCCACUGCUUAUGCCGCUGCUGCUUCAGCUUACUACCAUCCAGCCUACCUGCACCACCCUAUGUCCUUACCAAGGAUUGAGGAGUCCCUAUGUCUUUCUGCGCUACGGUCACAGUUCUACUCUGGACCUGCAGGGGGCGCCUUCCCUCCUCUUCACCCCUCUGCUCUUCACCUGCAUCUCCCUGGAAGCCACUACAUAGGGGAACUGAAGCACACAGCACUGGCUGAGAGGCUACAGAUGCAGAAUGAGCUCUGCCAGCGGGAGAGAGAGCAGGAGCGUGAACGAGAGUUAAAAAGAAAGCGUGAGGCUGGUCUAGAACAAGAGAGAGAGAGGGCCUGGGAGAGGGAGAGAGAACAGGACAGGGAACUGGACAGACAGAAGGAGCGGCAGAGGGAGAGACAGCAGCAGAUGGUCAGAGCGGUGGAGAGCCACUACCUGGCCGAGCUGCAGACUCGAAGAGCACCACCAGAGGACAGGACAAAGCCAGGGGACAGACUGACUGCGAACAGACUGGAUAAACCUAAGAAUUCAGACCGCCCACCGUUCCCGGCCCCUAAGCAUCAGCCGCUGCAGGCAGGCCAUCACUCCUCCAGGACUUCGGUGGCACACGUCGUGCCCAGUCUUGUGCCUUCACUCCUGGAGAAGCACAGUGCCUCUGCUGCUGCUGUCCCUGAUGGAGUGAUCCAUGUGGCUGCCUCCAUGGCGUCUCAAAGAGUGAAAAGUGAAGAGACCUGGUUACCACAGCAACAAGGGCGAGGGCAGGAGAGGGAGGGUCAACUGGCGGUGAGCUUCAAACCAGCGGGGAAUGGGAUGGAUGCAAAGAGAGACGUCCACAGAGCCACCCCAGUUCAUCACAGCCAAGGAAACAAAGAUGUACCCUCCACCCUCGGUGCACCACCUCCUCUUAUCUCCCCCAGAGGUCAUUACCAUCUUCCUCCCUCUACUACUCUGUGGAACCCAGCUUCGCUCGUUGAUACGCCUACAAACUCAUGCAGGAAACUUCACCCUCCUAACCCACCAUCCAGGCCCCCUCCAGGACUGACAAGAGCUGAGAAUCCCUCCUUCAGCUGCUGGGAGAAGCUGGACAACAGGGGCAGAAAGAGAGGAGAUGGACUCCCUUCAUUGAGGGGAUCAGGACCACUGGAAUCCUGGACUAGAUCUGAGGAGGAUGGUGCCGUCAAGAGCCUCAACCACCAACAUCACUUGAAUAACCUCCAUCGCAGAUCGCUGUCUGCUAAAAAUGACUUAAGAGGAGGACAGCGCCAGGAAGCCUCGUCACCUUCUGUGACGAAGCAGCGGAGUCGUGCUUCGAGUAGCAUGAUGGUGUAUGAUGAGGUUUCCCAGCAGUACCGUCGGCUGCUCAGCAAACUGGACUUGGAGGAGAGGAGGAAGAGGGAAGCCAGAGAGGGAGGUUAUUUCUAUGACUUAAACGAGUCAUACGAUGAAAGUGAUGAGGAAGAAGUGAAAGCUCACUUGAAGAGAGUGACAGAACAGCCCCCACUCAAACUGGACGCAUCGUCUGAGAAAGUGGACUUUUUGCGAGCGUGUGGUCUGACCACACUGGACCACUGCAAUGAACUGUUAGCACAGAAGAGAAGGAAGAGAAGGAGGAUGAUAAGAGAGCGAAGCCCCUCCCCUCCAGCGGUGCGCAGUCAGAGCAAGACCGCUCUACCGUCAACACGAAGCCCUACCUUAAGUACCCCAUAUUCAGCUGAGCAGAUGGACAGCACCCCAAAACUGGAGGAGAAAAAGGACUUCCUGCUUCAGUUUAACCUUUCCCAUGUGAGCCCACAGCAGCGCAGAGACAAACAAAAGGUCGAAGAACUUCUGAGGGCCAUUAAAAAAAAGACAGUGACUUUGGACACUCUCAGAUACAACCCUUCAUCUUCAUGUACCAUUUCUCCCGUUCCCUCAACUGGAGGCUCCUCCUCUUGUCGAACAAACAGACAUAUGUACCCAGAGUCUCCCAGCCCUUCUCCUCCAUACAUGAAAAAAACUGAACAGGUGACCAGAGUUCCACCACCACUAGUCUCCAAUAAUAAGGCUGAAAUUAUGGAGGUGCUGCCAAAUAGGAAGCACCAAAACAGGACUAAGAAUGAGGAGCUCAAACUGUUGCAGACUGGAAGUAAUCAGCCCUGGGAGAGGUGCACACCUGAAGUCUUUGCUCAGCACUUUCACCAGGCUGUGUUGAAGUCCACACAAAAGAAACAGACCAAGAAUGGAAUCUUUAAUCGUGUUCCUGACACUGGCUUGGAGGAGGAGCUUAAAAACAUCUCUCACCUGAAGAAAUUCAAUCAUAACCAGGACCUUCAGCGUACACAUGUCAAUGGCUAUGGCUUGCAUUCGUCCGUAGCCAACAGUGACUCUGCAGCAUUGAGCAAAAACAAUAAUGGAGACAUGGAGGAAUCUGGACAGGAUAUGGAAGAAGAAGAGGAUGAUGAGGAAGAUGAGACACAGGAGGAAGAAGAUCAGAGAAGGUGGAAGGGUAUUGAGGCUAUUUUCGAGGCCUAUCACGAGCAUGUAAAUGAGUGGAAUAUAGAGAGGCAGGUACUUCACAGUCAGUGCAAACAGCUGGAAGCACAAAACUAUGAUCUGACCAGAACUGCCGAGCAGCUUUCCCUGACCAUGGGUGACCUGGUCAGUCAGAGGCAGAAAGUGAGAGAGGAGUGGGAGAGGCUGCAGGACCAGCUGGGGCACUUCAGGAGGUGUUUGACACUGCCCAACAUUCACUGGGGCAGAGGACAAGUCAGUUGACACACCCUGAAGGCGACCUCUGUAGCAGACCCUCAGGAGGAUACGGCGAAGGUGGCAUAGGGAGAAGAUCCAGAGAAGUGCAUGUGCUUUUAGGAGUUGCCAGCCAAUCAUUUGUCCUAUCUGACCGGUUACAUAUGGAAUUGAUCAGCUGCCUGGUUUGCCAUGAUACCAACAAUCCAUCGAGCCUCUAUAGCAGGCAUGGGCAGGUGUUUUGACUUGUGGGCCACAAUUGUCCUAAAAUUGAACAGGGUGGCUGGGUCAGGAGCAGAUAGAUGGAGCGUUUGUGUGAACUAAGAUAGAUGACAUGUCAUACAAAUUCAUGCAUAAAGGCUAAAAUGCUAAAAUGCUUUUAUCGUUAUUGCAGGGAAAAGGCAGAAGUAUGAAGAUGAUGAAAUCAUAUAAUUUGGAAAGGUUUGGCGGGCCGGGUUAAAAAGCUGAAUGGGCCUCAUCUGGCCCCACCAUGCCUGCUCUAUAGUGUGAUACCCUCUUAGUUAGCUUCGAGGACUUCUCUAACCAUUUAUAUAUGUGUCACAUCAAUUUAUAUACAAUCUGAUUUAAUUACGUGGCACAGACUUCGAGCUUCUAUGGACAGCGGGUAUGCAGUGUUCACUUACUGAGUCAAAGCUUAGAGAAGGUACAAUGAGUCAAGACAUCGUGGAACACCUCAGGCCUUAUACUUGAUAGAAUGUACUUGAAUUUGACAUUUAAGGGAAUACUUGACCUUCUUUUUGUGAUGCAAUGUAGUACUGUUUACUGAGUACCGUGCCGUACUGUGUGGCCAUUUUGUAGAACUGAACUUUAAAUUACCUACAGGAAUUGCCCUUGGCACAUGACAGCAGUGAUUCAUUUUUAUGGAGUGGGUUAUGUGUUGAUGUCUGAAAGUCAUUUUUUCUGAGCUUUAAGGUGAAAAUGUAGGUAGGAAUCAGGAAACUUGCAGGUUCAAUGGAGGUUAAAUGGGUGGCAUAGGAAACUUUGAUAGACAUUUGUGUUGAUGCAGGUUGCCUUAGGGCAAUAUGGAGACAAUCUCUGGAGUUCACUGCAUGUCUGAUAGCAACUUGAAAGAUAAAGCCUUUAUGAUGGAGGUUAUUUAAUUUUUAUAUUGCUAUUUUUUUUUCUUGUGAUGAACACAAUUGUUUGUAUGUUUAUUCAUUUCUUGUGGGAAGCCAUAUGUUUGACUACUGCUGGUCAGAAUAACAAUGUUGUUGUUAGAGGCCCCUCUCCAAUGACAGAAGGACUGUACUCCCUGUAGUGUUGGAAUAUCCUUUUUUUUUUGUGUGGAUAAAACCUCAUCACAUGGCUUUUUGUUACGAAAAAGCAAAAAACCAACACCAGAAAUAUCCGUCUUCUUUGACAGGCGAAAUACAAGGAUUUUUCUGUAGUCUGAAGUGGAGGGUUUUAGAUGAUGAGGUAAUUGGUUUUUAGACCAAUUGCCUACUUUAAAACCUCUAUGGAUUAAAGGACCUGAUUAACUGAGAACCUUCACAGACCUGCUCCUCCACCAAUGAGAUUCAUGCUAAUGCUGUUUUAUUUUGGAGCUGCUCUCACCUGUCAACUGUCACCUCUCCCCACAGCGCCUGUUAAGUUUUCUGUCUCCCACUUUCCAUUCACGUCUGUCCUCUACACAGCUGCUGUUUCCUUUUUCAGAAGACAUUGUAGUAGUUGCUGUACUUUCUCUGCCACAGCCUGAAUUGUUAACUGUCAACUCAGGUAGCUUCCUCCUGACCCUUGUGCAUGACCUACUCAGUCAGCGUUAGGUCUACAAACAACUCUAAUGUUGUCCAUAAUUGUUUCACUCUGUCAUGUAUUAUUUGUGGUGUAUAAUUAGUGAGUUAUUUAUUAACAUAAAUAUUGCUGUACAUUCUAUUGGAGAUUCACAUUAAAGUAUUGUUUUUGUAUGCAUCUUUUUUUUUUUUUUGCAUGGGGGUUUCAAUCUAGCGGUGUUACUAGCCGGUGCAGACCUUUCAAGAAGGUAGCAGAUAUAGGUAAGACAUGUGACCAAGGCAAUCAUCUUGGCUUCUAUCAAGUGUGAGUCAUAGACAGAUUUGGUGAAGAGAAUCUGGUAAUUUUUCAAAAUAAAACAUUGUUCAGAAUCAGAUCAUAAAUAAAACGGAAAUGUAAGUUAUGCAUUCUUUCUGUGCGGACCGAUACUAAUUGACCUACGGACCGGUGCUGGUCAGCGGCCCAGGGGUUGGGGACCACUGACUUAAAUAGACUUUAAGUUCAUACAAACCUAUUCACGUUUGUCCUACUGACCAGUAAUUUUAUACUGUAUGUUCAUGUGUGACUUACAUGUUUGAAGACUUCAUUAAAUUAUUUACAGUAGUGAAGGGACAGGAAAUUUGACUUGUCGCCAAAAACUGUCACAUCAGUAUAAAAGAGGACAAGGGUCUCUUCAGUCUGAUAAGAUGAGGUGAGACUUUGCCAUCUAAAUAAAAAGAAAUCGUGUCCUUCCAUAUGAAGCCAUCGGCCAUCUUUACAAAGAAGGUGACU